AAGAAUGAGGGCAAUCUGUUCAACCUGGAAAUAUGUUAAAAUAAUGGGCUAUGCAUUCAUCUUGGGUGUUGUUCAUCAUUCGACAACAUACGAGUUAAAAGAGCGCCCUGACUGUGAAUGGUAUUGUAAGAAAGUACAACAAUGGGAGGGCUCAUGUCCUGUAUAUGGGUCCUGUCGGUGGUAUUGUCAGGCAAAACGCAAAGACUGCACCCCCAGUACACGAUAUCAUUGUGCCAGAGAUUUGCACAACAAGACCUUAUUCAUUGAAACGUGCGCAGCAGAAAUAUUAUGUUUGGCAGGAGAAGAACCUCAAAUAUCUUUACAACAGAGUGGCAAAGCUUAUGUGUAUUGCCGACCAUGUUACCGACAAAACAUGUACAAUGGUCGACAUAACACAUCAUCGGCGGUUUUUAGUGAAUGUCCUGCUAUGAAAACAAACUUGUGUGUGAAGGCUGAGCACAAGAUUGACUGUGACAAAACUUCAUAUUUGGAACUAACAAAAACUGACGGAUAUUGUCGAUGUGACGCAAGAAAUGGUUAUGCAGCGCAAUCAGAGGAAAUGUGUUUUUAUCAAAAUAAACGCUGCUUCAAGAAGAAAUGUCCUGAAGGCAACGUUCUUUCUUUGAAUUACACGUGUGUAAAUGAAUGCCCCGUCGAAUUUGCAAGAUCAGAUGAAUCCGAUAUUUGUAACAAACUGAAAAGGUACGUCUGUGACUGUGUUUAUGAUGUGUAUUUUUAA
Dreissena polymorpha is the source of this 739-nucleotide messenger RNA. RefSeq lists its product as uncharacterized. NCBI's taxonomy places the organism in Eukaryota, Metazoa, Mollusca, Bivalvia, Myida, Dreissenidae. The transcript has 4 exons. The record is from RefSeq and is a predicted model, not a curated record. The coding region runs from base 5 to 739 and encodes 244 amino acids.